Molecule: messenger RNA, 1296 nt
Organism: Helianthus annuus (common sunflower)
Lineage: Eukaryota; Viridiplantae; Streptophyta; Magnoliopsida; Asterales; Asteraceae
Exons: 3
Coding region: 1-1296 (431 amino acids)
Molecular function (GO): protein binding
Source: RefSeq, a predicted model, not a curated record
AUGCGGCGAAAUGCUAGAAAGGUUUCUUGGGAAAGAUUUUUGGAAAGCAAACAUGGGAUUCUUGAUCCGCAAGACACAAUCUCCAGAUUGCCUGAAAAUGUACUUCAACAUAUGAUGUCUUUUCUUCCACCACUAGACAAAGAUAAUGUCCGUUUUUUAUCGAGAAAAUGGCGCCGACUAAGUGCACAAAACCAAGCAGUACUCUGGCUGACCAAGCAGCGGUUAAACGAGCUGGAAUUUCCAAAGCUUUUGAAUGAUGAGUUCCAGUCAGUAGAGUUUCUUUCUCUAACUAAAUGCCCAGGGAUGAGAAGCCUGAAGCUUAUGAAUUUAAAGUUAGUAACCGUUCACUUAAAAUACUGUGGAAGCUUAAAGAAUUUGUACCUCAACACACCAAAUCUUAAGACUUUAUACUUCCACGGACCGCGUGUCAGACCAUGCACAAUUGAGUUUAUUAACUGCCAAAAGUUAACGAUUUUGCAUUUAGUCGGGGUUGCUAUGAACACCAUGAUGUUCAUAAACUGCAACGAAAGGUUUCCGCAUCUUCAGACGUUGACACUUGGUGGGUGUGAUAUGACUGGAUGUAUUAACAUCUCAAGUAAUUCUCUCCACAAGUUAUGGUUUGUCGGAUUCAAUAAGCCCGUGGGUCUCACCAUUGAUGCCCCAAACCUAUCUUCUUUCAAGUACAAUGGCAGUACAAUAGCUCCGGAUCCAAACAUCAACUUACCCGGUCUUACUAUAGCUUAUCUUGAGCUAUAUCCUGAUCUGAACCAAAAGCGUGAUGAGAUUUGGUUCACAAGAUUAACUGAAAUGCUGCAUUGUCUGAAACAUGCUAAAAGGUUGGAGUUUUCUACUAAUUCAGACAAGUUCUAUUUGCAUGCUGGAAUGCAGAAUGUUAUAAUACCAAAAUAUCUUAGAGAAACCCUUGUGCCACCGCUCGAUGAAAUCUCGUGGAUAGCAGUAAGGACAAGUUCAGGAUCUGCCAAUAUGGUUAAUCUUUCUGAUUCCAUGCUAUGGGUUUCUCCCCGGGUUAAUAAUCUUAUUAUUUGCAUCUCGGAUUUCUGGGAGUUUAUUCUACAGUUGUCCCGUGAGGAAUCAUCGUCCAGAACUCCGGACAGUUCAUGUCGUUUCUGCGCCUUGCAUCCUUCAAGAUGUUGGCGUCAUUCGGUUACAGGGUACGUGGUUAAUCAUACUUGUUGUUGGAUAAAGCAGGCAAUGUUGUCAUAUCUUCAGGAGAAUCUGAAAAGGGUUGGACGACGUGCUAAUGAUUUGGAUAAUACGGAAAUGAUACAAUAUUGA